Aspergillus niger is the source of this 219-nucleotide messenger RNA. RefSeq lists its product as hypothetical. The coding region runs from base 1 to 219 and encodes 72 amino acids. The transcript has 2 exons. Lineage: Eukaryota; Fungi; Ascomycota; Eurotiomycetes; Eurotiales; Aspergillaceae. The record is from RefSeq and is a predicted model, not a curated record.
AUGAAAAUCGUCGUCCAGUACACGUUUACUCAACAGAUAAUAAUGACAUACCCCGGUAAAUGUGGGGGAAGAGUUCAAUGUGAAUAUAUGGCAACAUUUAGCAAUGAUGUUGAUCAAGAUUUAGUAAACACGGAAUAUUCUACAACGGCUACUAGCAGUAUUAUGUUACUGUUGAAUACUACGACCCUCUCUACGCAAACCCUUCAGACCCUAUGGUAG